CUGUCAGCCAGCUUUGAAUGUGUGUGUGUGUGCCAUUGCCGUCAGCAACAACGGCGAACGCGCGACGAGAUGAAACACGCAACAGACAGGCCUGGGCGGCUGGAGACUUUGACCCCCAAGGCGACCACCGGAAAGUGGGGCCGUAAUAGUCAAGUGAAGCUAAUUGCGCGGGCAGUGAAUUAAGCGACUGGACCGUACGAGCGCCAUGCAGCGGAACGUGCAAACGGUCCGGCGCAUCAACGUGCUGCGCCGCAUCCUCGCCCACCAGCAGCCGGCCGUGGCCGGUGUGGGCGGCGUAUCGUGGAGCCGACACUGUAGCACCACCGCCACCGGUGGCACCAUUCAGAUCGACGACGUGGAGAAGGAGAUCGAUGUGCCGCUGCGCCCGGAACUCGUCCCGACCGGUUACGUGAGCGUCAGCGAGACCGGCGAGGCGGCCCUGUCCCAGACCCGGCUGCACCAUCUCCGGUGGAUGCUGCAGAAGGAUAAGCUCGGGCAGGACAUACUGCUGCUCGGGCGGCCCGGCGGCCUGCGGCGUAGGAUCGUGAUGCAGUACUCGGAGCUGACGCGGCGCGAGGUCGAGUACAUACUGCUGAACCGCGACACGACCGAGAGCGACUUGAAGCAGCGCCGGGAGAUACUGGACGGCACGUCCUCGUACCACAACCAGAGCGCGGUCCGGGCCGCCAUCGAGGGCCGCAUACUGCUGAUCGAGGGGGUGGAGAAGACGGAGCGGAACGUGCUGCCGAUAUUGAACAAUCUGCUCGAGAACCGGGAGAUGCACCUGGAGGAUGGCCGGUUCCUGAUAGCGGCCAAAAACUACGACGCCCUGCUGGAGCGCUUCAGCCGCGACCAGCUGGACCAGUGGGGACUGGUGCGGGUGUCGGAGAAAUUCCGCGUAAUCGCCCUCGGUCUGCCGGUGCCGCGGUACCGCGGCUCCCCGCUCGAUCCACCGCUCCGGUCCCGCUUCCAGGCGCGCGACAUUGCCGAGCUGCCGUACGUGGAGGUGCUGACGGAGGCGAAAGCCCUCGCCGGUCCGCUCGACCACCCGGACGUGCUGACCAAGCUGGUCUCGUUCGCGUACGGCAUCCAGUCGGCCUCGGCCCUGCUGCCCGACUUCCCGAUCGACAAUUUGCAGUACGCGGGCCGGCUGCUCCGCCACAACGGCACGCUGACCGAGCAGGAGCUGCUGCGGCGCUUGUACCCCUACCCGGUGUUUCUCGAGAAGGAGGGCAGCUCGUACGUGACCGGGCUGAUGGAGUCGCUCAAGUUUGCUCCGGCGGAAGGUGCGGCCAACCGAGCGGCGGUGGAAAGCGUUACGGCGGAAGGCGACGAGCUAAAGGUGCGAUUGCAAACGGCGAAGGGACCGGUCGAGUUUCGGCUGCCCGCUGGUACGUCCAGCCCGCUCGAGGACAAGCGGCAACCGUUCAUACCGACGCCGUACCAGACCGGCCUGCUGGCCGAGCUGGUGCAAACGGUGGCCGUCGGUGACGUGUGUCUCGUGGGCCCGAAGGGUUGCGGCAAAUCGAUACUGGCCGAGCAGCUGUGCCGGCUGCUGAACGACCAGCACCUGGAGGCGAUGGUCCUGUACCAGGACAUGACGGCGCGCGACCUGCUGCAGAAGCGCACGACCCGCCUGAACGGCGACACGGUGUGGCAGGACUCACCGCUGCUUCUGGCCGCCCUCGCCGGGCACGCGAUCGUGCUGGACGGCGUGCACCGGCUGCACCACAGCACGCUCGGCACACUGCACCGGCUGGUGCACGAUCGCGAGCUGCAGCUGUACGAUGGCCGCCGGCUGCUGGCCCACGACCGGUACGACCGGCUGCAGGCGGCCCAGCCGGGGCAGGAUCUGCGGGCGGCCGGCCUGCUGCGCAUCCAUCCCGGCUUCCGCAUCAUCGCGCUGGCCGAGCCGGCCCAGAGUGGGGCGGCGGGUACGAACGGGCCGUCCCGCACCGCCUGGAUCGGGGCGGAGACGCUCGCCCUCUUCCUGUUUCACGAGGUGCGCGGGCUGAGCGAGCGCGAGGAGCGCCACGUGCUCGACACGCUGUACGGCCCGAUCGGCGAAACGAUGGAGCAAAUCCUGCGUGUCGCGCACCACCUGCGCACCUCGAACGAUCCGGUGCAGCAGACGCUCGCCGGCAAUCUGUCCACCCGGCAGCUGCUGCGCAUCGCCCGCCGGCUGCACCAGUACGGGGAGGAGGAGAAUCGGGCCGGGGCAGCGGCCGACAUACUGCACGCCACCUUUCUGAGCAAGUUCAUGCCGAGCCUGCCGCGCUCGGUGCUCGAUUCGGCGAUGCGCCGCUACCUGGACGGCUACAGCGGUGCGACGGCCGGUGAGUCGGACCGAGCCGCCCCGAUCGCGGUGGAGCAGACGGACGAGCUGUUGCGGAUUGGGCGCACGAGCGUACCGCGGUACCGCACCGACGCGGUCAGCAAGAUCCCGGACAUUGUGUUCUACGACGUGCCGCAGCACCUGCGGCUGAUGGAGCGGCUGCUGCAGGACUUUCUGCUCGGCGAGCAUCUGCUGCUGGUGGGCAACCAGGGCGUCGGCAAGAACAAGAUCGUCGACCGGCUGCUGCAGCUGAUGGGGCGGCCGCGCGAGUACAUCCAGCUGCACCGCGACACCACCGUCCAGUCGCUGACGCUGCAGGCGACGGUGCGGGACGGCCGGAUCGCGUACGAGGACUCGCCGCUGGUGAAGGCGGUCCGGCACGGGCACGUGCUGGUGGUGGACGAGGCGGACAAGGCGCCCGUCCACGUCACCUGCAUACUGAAGACGCUCGUCGAGCACGGCGAGAUGCUGCUGUCCGACGGGCGCAAGAUUUGCCCGCCCAGUGCGAAGGGAGGCGGCGGCGGCUUCCUGCCGACCCAUCCCGACUUCCGCAUGAUCGUGCUGGCGAACCGGCCCGGCUUUCCCUUCCUCGGGAACGAUUUCUUUGCCGCGCUGGGCGAUCUGUUCGCGUGCCACGCGGUCGACAAUCCGCUGCCCGAGUCGGAGCGCUACCUGCUGCAGCAGUACGGGCCGUCCGUGCCGGUCGCGACGAUCGGCCGGCUGGUGGACGCGUUCGCCGAGCUGCGCGAGAUGGCGGACGCCGGCAAGCUCCACUAUCCGUACUCGACGCGCGAGGUCGUCGCGAUCGUGCGCCAUCUGGAGCGCUUCCCGGCCGACCCGCUCGCCGAGGUCAUUGGCAACGUGCUCGACUACGACCGGUACGCGCCGGAAACGCUCGACCAGGUGACAGCGGUGCUGCUGCGCCACGGGCUGCCGGUCGGCGAGUACGCCGCGGGGUGCGAGGCGCUCGCGGCGAUGCGCCGCCAGCGCGAGCUGCAGCUGACGGUGCGCAGCCACAGCGGGAAGGGCGUGUCCGGACCGAAGCACGGCAAGGUCGACCCGAACAAUGACCCGCACGUCGGGGGCAACACGUGGGCGGGCGGUACGGGCGGGCGCGAUACGGCCGGGCUCGGCGGCAAGGGUGGCCCGUACCGGCUCGACGCCGGCCACAAGGUGCACCAGCUGUCCGACGCGGAGAAGGACGACAUCCCGGAGUCGGUGAAGCAGGCGGCGCGCGACAUGAACCGGAAAGCGUUCGAGGAGAAGCUGCGCGAGAUACAGAUGAGCCCGUACGAGCACAAGGUGUACGAGCAGUACGCGGAGCCGGUCCGGCGCCAGGUGCAGCAGCUGCGCAUCACGCUGCAGGCGCUGCAGGCGCGGGCCCGGGAGCGCCAGUGGCAGCGGCACCGUAGCGCGGGCGAGCUGGACGACACCAAGCUGGUGGAGGGGCUGACGGGCGAGCGAGCGAUCUACAAGCAGCGGGCGGAGCAGGAGCCCGAACCGGGCACGCCCCAGGAGAAGCCGAAGCGCCUCAAGCUGGUGGUGGACGUGUCCGGGUCGAUGUACCGGUUCAACGGGUACGAUGGCCGGCUCGACCGCGAGCUGGAGGCGACCGUGAUGGUGAUGGAAGCGUUCGACGGGUUCGAGGGCAAGAUCCGGUACGACAUCGUCGGGCACAGCGGGGAGGCGGUGGCCGUCCCGUUCGUGAGCGAGAACAACCCGCCGAAGGAUGCGAAGCGCCGGCUCGAGACGAUCAAGAUGAUGCACGCGCACGCCCAGUUCUGCUGGAGCGGCGACCACACGCUGGCCGCGACCGAGCUGGCGGUGGACGAGCUGGCCAAGGAGGACUGCGACGAGGCGAUCGUGAUCGUGCUGAGCGAUGCCAACCUGGCCCGAUACGGCAUCACGCCGCGCAAGCUGAAUGCGGCGCUGGCGCGCCAAUCGCCCCGCGUCCAGGCGUACGUCAUCUUCAUCGGCAGCCUGGACGACGAGGCGAAGGUAGUGGCGGACAGCAUGACCGCGGGCAAGGCGUUCGUCUGCAUGGAUCUGGAGCAGCUGCCCCACAUUAUGCGCCAGAUCUUUGCCGCCUCGCUGCUGCAGUAGUGUUGGUAACGAUCGGGGGUUUCUUUUUGGGUAUUUUUUUUUUUUCGUUUUAUUCCAACUAGACAGUUUGUUAGUUGCUAGGGGGCUAUACAUUGUACCUUAUCCGGUGUGUACAGAUGCUUGUUAUUGCAAUACAUUUCGCUAUACCGAUUCUGAAACGUA
Messenger RNA from Anopheles gambiae (African malaria mosquito), 4600 nucleotides. It is a transcript of the gene c12.2, whose product is annotated as von Willebrand factor A domain-containing protein 8. Gene Ontology annotation, molecular function: ATP hydrolysis activity; ATP binding. The transcript is spliced from 3 exons. The coding region runs from base 206 to 4438 and encodes 1410 amino acids. NCBI's taxonomy places the organism in Eukaryota, Metazoa, Arthropoda, Insecta, Diptera, Culicidae. The record is from RefSeq and is a predicted model, not a curated record. Gene Ontology annotation, cellular component: cytoplasm.